This is a messenger RNA of Adineta steineri, 1722 nucleotides long. NCBI's taxonomy places the organism in Eukaryota, Metazoa, Rotifera, Eurotatoria, Adinetida, Adinetidae. The record is from the annotation of a GenBank genome assembly.
AUGGAUCCGAAUACUUGCGAUCCGCAAAUGAUACAAAAAGCUUUGGAUUCACUUGCCGACACACACAUCGAGACACUUGCGCUGAAGAUGGUUAGCAUGCCAGAAGAGCAUUACUGUGGCCGUGGUUUGAACUUAGCACAGUUGUUUCAGCUCCCAACGGUGAAAAAACUGGCUUUUGCCAUCGAUGACGGAUUUCCAUUCGAUUUCUCCAAUAAUGUAAUGAAACCUUCGAACAUCGAAUGUUUCACUUUUGCGAAUCCGGAAAUUAAUUUUGGUUACUUCAGUUUUCUAUUACGAUCGAUGCCGAAUCUGAGACAUCUCUAUGUUCGGUUGACUUCUAGAAAAUAUGAUUCCCAACAGAACCGAGAUGUCAAUCUAGAUAGACCAUUUCCAUUGAUGUUCAUGAUGAAGACUUGUAUUGUUCAUGUCGACGAUGGAAAACCGAUCGAUUUCGAUCUUCUGGCAUAUCACCUCAAAGCAAUGCCUGAUUUACUUCAACUAGAAGUCACUGCACCUCAUAGACUUUUCAAUGCACAAAAUUGGGAAGAUCUAAUCAUAUCAUCACUGAAGAAUCUCGUUCAUCUACGUCUCUAUGCUACGAUCCAUUAUCGAAAUCCGGAAACUAUUGUACAAAUCACAAAUGCAUUCAAAACUUCAUUUUGGAUCAAGAAGACGAAUUUUUCCUUCAUACUGAUGCAACUGGCCCAGCAUAAGAAAGUCAGAGAGCAGAGUGAAACAAUUGAACGUUUGGGUCGAGCCAGUUUCAAUAUCUAUGUUUUAGAAUUCUGGACAGGAGCCGUAAGAAGCGAUACGUUCCUGCAAAAUCCGAUGGUCUUUGCGGGAGAAUGGGGCAAUCAAAUUCAUGAGAGGAAAGACGAUUAUUUUUACUAUAGUGAACAUAUUGGUUGUCAGAAUAUGGAUCAGCCUAUGGCCGAUUGGUUCAAAGGGCAUGUGAACUGUUUGAAAAUUAAACAUUUCGAAGGGCGACACUUUUGUAAAGGAACAGAACUAUCGAUCUUUCCUAAUCUUCGAACUGUUCGAUUACCACCAAAGGCAUUGACUGCUCUAAUCAAAGAUAUAUCUCAAGUUUUUCUUACUGUUCAGUAUCUCGAUCUUCGUGACGAAAUAGACCUAUUCCAUUCUGAAUGCGUCGAUCAAAUACGAACAUUAUUUCCGAAUGUCGAACAUCUUGUGUUCAAUACAGAGUCGUUAGACUGCGUUCCAAACUUAGCUUGUUUUUUACCACGACUUCGUUCUUUGACUUGUAUGGUGUAUGAUCAAGACCCCAAUUUGGACCUCGACUCAAUAAGAUACGAUUUGUGCAUGUGGUCACGCAGACUGCAAGAAAAGUGUGGUUUAUUCUUUUGUCGUGAAGAAGCUUUUUUGAUUAUCUGGCUUGACAAGGCUUCAAUCGAAAAUACUCAAUGGUCUACUAUCCAUAUAAAACCCACGCCUGAAAAGGAACAACAGCGUCCUGUUGCCUUAUUCGAUGCCUCCAAUCGUGAAGACGAUGAAAAUGAUUACUAUGGUCGUCAACAUCGCCCACUUCGAUCCCAUCUGAAUGAUUCCUUUCUUGACAAGAAUCCAUCUAAAAAUAAAAAGACGUUUAACGAUACUUUUCCAAAUUCAACGACGUUACGUGAAAAUUUGCGCAAUCGCUUUCGUUAUUUUCUUCGAUUUUUCAGAAAUACGGCAGCUUUUUCACGAAUUUUCAAGUGUUAG